Messenger RNA from Heterocephalus glaber (naked mole-rat), 2084 nucleotides. RefSeq names its product tripartite motif containing 65 (gene Trim65). Gene Ontology annotation, biological process: positive regulation of autophagy. Gene Ontology annotation, molecular function: protein binding; zinc ion binding. Lineage: Eukaryota; Metazoa; Chordata; Mammalia; Rodentia; Bathyergidae. The record is from RefSeq and is a predicted model, not a curated record.
UUGAAGGCAGCGGGUCGGAGACCUCGGAGCAGGGCCACCUGGGCCACCGGAGGGUGGCGUCCGAGGGGUGGGCAUCAGCGUGGCUCUGGGCGGGGCCCUGGCUCCUCCCGAGGCAGCCACGCCCUCGCGCCACCAGCAGCCGGCCCUGCCACCUCCGACAUGGCCGCGGAGCUGCUGCGAGACAGGCUGACCUGCUCCAUCUGCCUAGGACUCUACCAGGACCCGGUGACGCUGCCUUGCGGCCACAACUUCUGCGCGGCCUGCAUCAGGAGCUCGCGGCGCUGCUGCGAGAAGGCGUGCCCCGAGUGCCGCGCGCCCUUCCCCGACGGCGCCGAGCCGUGCCGCAACGUGGCGCUCAGCGGGGUGCUGGAGGUGCUGCAGCUCGCCGUCCGGGAGCCCGGCCCCGAGCCCCGCGCCGCUGCGCGCUGCCCCCGCCAUGGCCGGCCGCUCGAGCUCUUCUGCCGCACCGAGGGCCGCUGCGUGUGCGGGGAGUGCACAGUGCACGAGUGCCGCCUCCACGAGCGGGCGCUGUUGGAAGCCGAGCGCCGCGAACGCGAGGCCCAGCUGAGAGCCAAGCUGGAGGUCACCCAGCAGCAGGCCACUCAGGCCCACACCCAGCUCCAAGAGCUCCAGCAGCAAAAGAGCCAGAUCCAGAACUCUGCCUGCAACCUGGCCUCGGUGGUCUCAGGAAAGUUUAGCUGCCUGCUGCAGGCCCUGGAGUUGCGUCGGAUCUCAGCACAAAGGGACAUCGAGGCAGCCCAGACACAAGCGCUGGCACCAGCCCUGGAUGAGGAGCAGCGGCUGAGGGGCCACCUGGAGGCCCUGGCUCAAUAUGGCCAGAGGGUCCAGGGCCUCCUGGAGCAGGUGGAUGACCAGACCUUCCUCCAGGAUUUGCAGCAGCUCUCUGAGCCCCCAGGACCCUUUGGACCACUGACUCCCCUGCAGUGGGAUGAAGACAAACAGCUGGGCAACCUGAAGGAAUUGCUAAGCCUGCUGAGUGGCCUCCUCCUGGAAGAGGGGGCCCCUGCCACAGUGCCAGCCAGGGCUCCUGACUUGGUCCCCCUGAAGGCCCCAGAUCCUGAGGCACAGGUCCCGAGCAUGGUGUGUCCACUGAGGAAGAAGCUCUGGCAGAAUUAUCGAAAUUUGACCUUUGAUCCGGACAGUGCUAACCGCCACUUCAGCCUUUCCUGCCAGGACCAGCGGGUGACGCACUGUCGCAGGUCUCAGGGCCCAGCCCGGCUGGGCAGCUUCGAGCUCUGGCAGGUGCAGUGUACCCAGAGCUUCCGGGUGGGGCACCAUUACUGGGAGGUGCGCACCUCCGACCACUCUGUGACUCUGGGUGUUGCCUACUCCGAACUGACUCGACAGAAGCUGGGAACCAACACGGACAACAUUGGCCGGGAGUCCUGCUCCUGGGGCCUCUGCAUCCAGGCGGACAGUGUCCUGGCCCGGCACAACGGGGACUCCUGGCGCCUCCCCAGGGUGUCUGCACGGCUCCUGGGCAUUGAUUUGGACCUGGCCUGUGGCUGCCUUGCGUUCUACAGCCUGGAGCCACAGGUCCAGCUCCUGCACACCUUCCAUGCCCUCUUCACCCGGCCCCUCUACCCAGUCUUCUGGCUCCUGGAGGGGAGGACCCUCACCCUGUGCCAUCAGCCUGGGGCCAAGCUCCCUCCAGCGCCGCAGGAAGCAGCCUCAGCGCUCCAUUGAGGAAGGCAUGGGGUGGUGCUCUGGGCUGGGGACAGGUGCCACUGUGCCUGUGUACCCAAGAGUUGGCGGGAGGUGCAGUGAUCCCAAGAGCCAUUCUGAUGGCUGUCAGAGGGACCCAAGAGCACAGCUCUCCAAGGGUGGCUCUUGGCCCCUCUUCUGUGUUUUGUUUGUUUUGUUCUUGUGGUACCAGGAAUUUAACCCAGGACCUUUGGCCUUUGGACCAGCCUGUAUCCCAGCCUUUUUUUUGAGACAGUCUUUCUAAGUGUUUAUGUUGCCCAGGCAAACUUAACAAUCCUCCUGCCUCAGCCUCCCAGAGUGUUGGGAUUGCAGUUGUGUUCCACCACUCUCAGCUGGCCUCUCUGUUUCUGUUUUUUUCG